GUAAGGGCAAAAAGGACAUUGGUAGAAGAGGAGGUGAUAACUGUUGCAUCCUACUUAGAGGGUUCAACAACCCGUUGGCUAAACGAAUUGGUAGCUUCAAAGGGCUUCGGCAGCAACAUGCAUGGUUGGGCGUAGACCCAUACACUAGAAAGCUUUAUGGACUUAGUGGAGGCUCGUUGGCACAACCCUCAUCAGGCACAGAUUGCCAUUGAUGGGCUCUUACAGCUUGAUACUAAAAAGUACAAGUCAGUGCGAGAACUCACCACAGUCGUAGAGCGCCUGAUCAUCGUCCCGGGAGUGGAGUACAAUCCACAAGUCUUGCUGACCAUGUUCCUGAGAUGUCUUCCCACAAAUAUUAGGAAUUUAUUAGCCAGCGAGGCUCGACGCGAGUAUCACACUUUUGAGUCAUUCAGCAAGAAGGCCCUAGACUUAGAGGCUACGCUGGGUGAAGCUGAAACUCCUUCUACGGAUGGGAGAAAGAAGAAGACUCCACCAGAGUGGAAGAAGAAGGGUAGUCGAUUGAUGAUGGUUGAUUCCGAUGGGAAUCAAACCGAGAUCGAUGAUGUUUUCGAUCUUGUGGAAGGUUCAGAGUUUGACGGCGAGGAGAGUGCUGAGGGUAGCAACCUCUCCGUCGUAGUUAAGACUAAGGCAGCUGGCCGCGGCAAGGGCGGUCAACAGAGGAGUCGGGGGCAGGCCGCUAACCCAAACAAAAUAGCUGCUUGGGUUAGAGCAGGUCUGGAUCAAGAAGUGUGGCGGGACCGUUGGAGUCGUGGUGCUUGCAUUAACUGCGCCUACAAGGAAGAUCCCAUCAUGAUGGACAUCAUCAACAAACUACAGGCUAAAGAUAAGGCCACCACUGAUGAGUUUGUGAUGGUGGAUGGGUUGCUCUUUCUUGAGAAGGCAGGGUUCAAGAGGUUAGUUGUUCCAUCUGGGGAAUCUUUGCGUAGUUUAUUUCUAGGUGAGUGUCACGACGCAAUGGGACACUUCGGUUAUAAGAAGACUAGUGCUAAUUUAGUACAGCGAUUCUGGUGGCCCAACAUGCUUGACGAUGUGAAGAAGUACGUGAAGACCUGUCAGGUCUGUCUGCGGGACAAGCCGCGGACUCAAGCUCCGCUUGGGUUACUCAAGCCUUUACCAAUUCCUGUUGGCCCAGGGCAGAGUAUCUCCAUGGAUUUCAUGGAUACUCUUGUGACCAGCAAGAAUGGCAAGAGGCGCAUCUUCAUCAUAGUGGAUAGGUUCACUAAAUACGCUGGAUUAAUGGCCAUGCCCGAAACUGCCAGGACUGAGCACGUCAUCAAGUUGUUCAUGGACAACUGGGUGCGUGACUUUGGACUUCCGAAAACGAUCAUCAGUGACAGAGAUGUACGUUUCACAAGCGAGAUGUGGAAGAAGCCCGCUGAACAGAUGGGCAGCCAACUUCAGAUGACUUCUGGGAAUCAUCCCGAAGCAAAUGGGCAGGCUGAACAGAUGAACCGAGUGGUGCAGCAUCUGCUGAGGCAUUACAUCAAGCCCAGCCAGGAUGACUGGGAUGAGAAGUUACCUCUUAUCGCCAGUCUGUACAACAACGCUGUACACAGCACCAUCGGUGUCAGUCCUAAUCAACUACAUCUGGGAUGGAAGCCUAGAUCUGCUCUAGACUUCCUCCUGCCUGAAAAUCGAACUGCUGCAACUCCUGGAACCAUCGAAUUUGGUGUCCAGUAUGAGAAACUGCUGCAGCAGACUGUCGAACACAUUAAGAAAUCUCAGGAGGUCAUGAUUGCUUCUGAGAACAAGCGUCGUCGACAGUCCACAUUUCAGACACAUGUGUAUAAGAUGCUGUUAGGAGUUACGGUGAUAUUUGCCUUGCUCGUUCUUUUGGUGCGUGUGUCCGUGCCUGCUGAGGAGGAGGAGGUGGCAUAUGGGAUCUGUGGUGACGUGCUGAGCGUUAUUUCAUGUGCGGCUCCAUUGUCUAUCAUUGGUCUGGUGAUUAGAACAAGGAGCGUGGAGUUCAUGCCAAUUUCACUUGCAGUUUACAGUGCAAUAAAUUCCUUUAUCUGGUUUCUAUUUGCCGUCUCCAUCAACGAUGUUUACAUUGCAAUGCAAUCAGGGAUGGCAGGAGUAGGAGUGCAGAACAUGGCUGGGCAAGGCGGCGGCGGCCCAGCCAUGGGGAAUCUGGGGAUGAACCCAGGGGUGAACUCCGCGCUUAGUCCUGGUAUGCUCGGAGGAGGGAUGAUCGGACAAGGCGGAGCGCCGAACAGCGCUCCUUCUCAAUACGGUGUAGUGACCUGCUUCAUAUGCGGUAAGAAUGGCCACUAUGCGCGUAACUGUUGGCAGGCGGCGAGUAAACAAAGACCGGAAGAGGAGAACACGGAGAUGAGGGAAUUGCUGAUGAGGAUCGCGAAGAGAGAAAAGGAGGAGGAAGAAAAGAAAAAACGAGAAUUGGAGAAGGAAAAACAGAAGGAAGAAGAUGAGCGUCGGGAGAGUGAAAAGCUGAGAGAAGAACUGGCUCGGGAAGCACAGAUCGAAGCAGCGAUCCUUCGGAUCCUUGCGCAAAGGAAAGAGCCGAUGAGGAUCACACCUGUUUCGCAAUCUGUUAUUGAACAGAAGAGGUCGCCACGAACUAAAGCUCGGAUGUUGAGGGAGAUGAGGAGCUAUAUUGCAGAAUCAGAGGAUGACAGCGAGGAGGUCAAGGAAGAAGCUGAGAAAUUAGUUGAAGCAUUAGAACGACGGAAGAGCGUGAGGAAAGUGACAAAUGGGCGGGGAGCAACUAGCCGUGCAGUAAAGAAGACACCAAGGACAACCAGGGCUCAGAAGAGUACAUCUCCACCGAAGGAAGAUGAAGAUGAGUUCGCGACUCCGAAGAAGGUGUAUCCGACAGAAGGUUCAAGUGAAGGCUUAGUGGAAUUCGCCCUCACUCAGACGAAGGUGCUCAGUGCUAUGAAGGCACAUGAGAUUCUUAAGAUUUGUGAUCAGGAGGGUAUCGAAUACACGAAGAAGGACAUCUCCAUUCAGGAGGUAGUGAGGUGAGAAUACUGGCUCGACUCAUGGAAAUCGAUUCGGGAAAGGUACGGCGAGACUAUGGUCCUCAUAGGCACGACAAGGAUGAAGCUAAGAGACGCUAAGAAGGACAUUCAGGCGGGCUGUCGUUUUUGUAUUAACCGUCUAGCAGUUACUUCUUCCGGUGUACAACGGAACAAGCGGUUUCUUCGCGACCUCCUCUCCCAGCCAUGGUGGGUCCGGUCGUUGUAUAGACUUACCAGUAGGAAACUGAUCGCACUGUACCACACCGCGGGUCUCUUUUCCAGCGAUAGGACGAAGAGUGAGCUUCGUCAGAAAUUAGCACGCGUGAUUAAGAAGAAGUAUGGCAUCGAUGUGAAAAGGAGGUUGAUUGUACGUAUUCCGUUCUCCGUGCAUAUUAACAUGGGACCAGUGAGAGACGUGAUCGUCAAGACGGUCACAUUAUCAGUGAGGGAGGAAUACGUUAGAUCUCUGGUGAUAGAGAGAACGCAGAUUGUGAGAUUGAAGAGCAAGACUGUGGGGAGUAUCAUACACAACUACAGGAAGACUCUGCAGGACGGACCGGAAUCGUGUACAUGUGCCAAGUUCUCCUUACAAAGGUUCCAGGGGCAUGUACAAACCAGACUCGACCUUGUGUCAUGCGUCCAUCGAUUCCUCCACAACUCCAAGAAUGUUACUUGUGGGCGGGACAUUACCAAGAUCCAGCUGAUGGAGGUGGUCGCGCUUGCGAUCCCGAAAGGUUGGAGGAAGAAUACUCUUCACAUCACUGAUGAGGAGUGGUCUAGGUGCUUCAAUGGGAGGGCAUCUGUAUGUCCUACUUUGCAUGAGGAAGAAGUCAAGCGAGCAGUACGGUGUCUCCGGGGUCUGGUAUUAGUACCACUGGACAGGAACCCUGGUGCCACAUUGGUGAUUUGCCCAGUGCUGUACCUCCAUGCUUUUCGAAUGACCUUCUGCUGGAACUCGGGGUACAUCCCAAAGACGGUAGGGGAAGAGCAGUUGCUUGCACAGAGCAAGGCAGACUACAGGGGGGCCGGGCUUCAUGCAUUCGCUACCUGGCGCACAUGCGGGAAGAUGGGGAGAGCAUAUGUGAUCCCUAAGGAUAAGGAUUACACUAGGUGGCGACCGAUCUCUCCUUCAUGGUCGGAACCAACCAGGACGCUGAGCGCCAGAUUGGGAAGAGCACUCCGAUAUAUGCUCUUGUGUGUGCCUGCGACGUGGCACUUCAGUUUACGGUCCACGGACUUGCUGAGGGAGACGAUGACGGACCGCGUGGCUGAGGUCCACCGAGCUGGCAAUACCGUCAUAGCUAGAAGCUAUGACAUCAAGGACAUGUUUGCAAGACUUCCUCACGACGACAUUGUUGACUCGGUGCAUUGGUUGGCACAGAUGCAUUCUCACCAAGGCCUUGUUGGCGUGAAGGUAAGUAUUCGAGGGAAUGCAAGAUGGCCAGGACUGUGAGGAAGGAGAUGGGAUAUCUGUUCAUCUCCUUCCACGAAAUCGUGACCAUCUUGAAGU
Molecule: messenger RNA, 4512 nt
Organism: Chara braunii
Lineage: Eukaryota; Viridiplantae; Streptophyta; Charophyceae; Charales; Characeae
Source: the annotation of a GenBank genome assembly